Vicia villosa (hairy vetch) is the source of this 1187-nucleotide messenger RNA. RefSeq lists its product as uncharacterized. The record is from RefSeq and is a predicted model, not a curated record. The transcript is spliced from 5 exons. Gene Ontology annotation, biological process: male meiotic nuclear division; female meiotic nuclear division. Bases 138 to 1001 code for a protein of 287 amino acids. Lineage: Eukaryota; Viridiplantae; Streptophyta; Magnoliopsida; Fabales; Fabaceae.
UUAAUAUCCUUGCCCCUGCAUUGACUGACUCCAACUAUAUACUCACCCAAGUUUCCAUUACUUUUUCUAUUUCCUUCCACUACUUGUACAUAAAUACACACACCCCUUCUCAUCAUUUUUUUCUAACCACACACAAAAUGAAUCAUCUUCAUUCCUUACCUUAUGCUAACACCUUACUCUAUAGUUCUUCCCUAGGUUUGGAUUAUCAUAACCUUGGACUUGUCAAUUCAGACAACAACAUGUCUAUAAUUAUGGAUGGAAGUGCGGCUUCAUUUUCAACUCAAGAGUCUGAUUUUUCAACUGGUUAUUUAGAAGAUGCUUUGGUUGAGUUUGGUGAAAAUUCUAAACGUAGACGUUUGCUGUCAUAUACUGAUACUACUGAUGAUGAACAAAGCAAGAGUACUAUUACUACUACUUCCAUUGAUGAUUUUGAUAAGAAUUUCUGGAAUUUUAACCAUAUAUGGAACCAACCAGUUGAGAAUUUCUACUGCAUGGAUCAGAUUGAAAGAAUUUGUGGAUUUUCAGAUGAGCAUAUAAGUCCAUUAAGGAGUAGAAUCAAUGAGCAACAAAACAUUCUCCUAGAAGACACUAAAACAACAGAAGAAACAAUAUCAGCUUCUGAAUCUCCAAAUUCAUCCUCAUCUUCAUACAAAGAAUCAUUACCAAAAACCAGCAGAGACACCCCACUUGGAAGUAGUAAUAGUAAUGAAGAGAUGAUGUUGAGAAAGAAGAGAGUAUCAAGAAGUACAACAAGAGUGGUGUAUCCAUUUGCACUAGUAAAACCAGGAGGAGAAGAAGACGAAGUGACACUAAAUGACAUAAACGAAAGGAUGUUAAUGGCACCAACAAGACCAGUAAGGCAUCCAGUUGGUGACUUUGCAUGUCGGCCAUGCGUAUCUGCAACAGGUCCAGGCCUUUCAGGGAAAGCAGUGGUGGCCCUUACAAGAAUCCACACUCAAGGUAGAAGAGGCACCAUCACUAUUAUCAGAACCAAAGACUAGUUCACAAAAAAAUGUGAAUUGUUUUCAUCUUAUGGCUUAUUUAGCUUUUACUACUUGUAUUGUUGUAGCAGCUUUUUCAGCCUCGUUGUUUUGCUUUGUUUUCAUGUCCUUAAUUGUAAAGAUGGAUAGUGAUAUAUAAUAUAUGUAAUAUAUUUUUGUAUAAUAUAUAGUUUCAUUUUAUGUGUU